Molecule: messenger RNA, 4014 nt
Organism: Drepanopeziza brunnea f. sp. 'multigermtubi' MB_m1
Lineage: Eukaryota; Fungi; Ascomycota; Leotiomycetes; Helotiales; Drepanopezizaceae
Biological process (GO): endosomal transport; endocytosis
Cellular component (GO): cytoplasm; plasma membrane
Molecular function (GO): calcium ion binding; protein binding
Source: RefSeq, a predicted model, not a curated record
AUGGAGGAUCCAACAGCGCCGAGUCUGAAUCUCACGCCGGAGGAGAAGCGCGUAUUUGGACAGCUGUUUCGACAGGCAGACUCAGAGAAUAUCGGAGUCGUUACAGGGGAGGUUGCGGUCAAGUUCUUCGAGAAGACAAGGCUGGAGCCGCGCAUUUUAGGAGAGAUAUGGCAAAUCGCGGACAAGGAAAAUAGGGGGCUUCUCACGCCUGCGGGUUUUGGGAUUGUAUUGCGGUUGAUCGGACAUUACCAAGCAGGCCGCGAUCCCACGCCCGACCUCGCCCUUCGCCCUGGGCCUCUCCCUAAAUUCGAUGGUGGAUCUGUGCCAGGAAUGAGCCCUUCCAUUCAAGCUCCCCCCGGUCCUCCGCCGAGUGCAUUACAACCUCAAGGAACUGGUUCCGGACCCAUUCGAGUUCCGCCUUUGACGCCCGAAAAGGCUGGGCAGUAUGCGCAGUUGUUCGAGAAGUCCGGUGCUCAAAAUGGGGUCCUCCCAGGAGAACAAGCAAAGUCGAUAUUUGAGCGUGCAGGACUACCAAAUGAGAUCCUGGGAAGAAUUUGGAACUUGGCAGACACAGAACUGAAGGGAGCACUGCAGGUCACCGAAUUUGUGAUUGCUAUGCAUCUGCUAGCAUCAUUCAAAGCUGGCGCUCUCCGGGCUUUACCAAACCUGCUUCCCGCUGGGCUCUACGAAGCUGCCUCGCGUCGACCUACUAGUAGACAAUCUUCGGGCGCCGGUGCGAUGUCAGCCAUUCCAAGACAGUUCAGCGGUACUGGGGCAGCCCGGGCAGGCAGCCCACUUAGUCGAUCUGCUUACACAGCUCCACAGCAGCUCCCUCAGGACACGGGCUCUGUUGGAGACUGGGCUAUUAGUCCAUCGGAUAAGCAGAAGUUUGAUAGCAUCUACAAUGGUCUGGAUAAGCUCAACAAAGGCUACAUUACGGGUGACGAGGCAGUCCCCUUCUUCAGCGAAUCGAAACUUCCCGAGGAGGUGCUUGCGCAGAUCUGGGACCUUUCAGAUAUUAAUUCUGUUGGCCACUUGACCAGAGACGAAUUUGCGGUUGCUAUGUACCUCAUUCGACAACAGAGAGGCAAGCGAGAUGGCAGAGAUUCGUUACCGAACGCCCUGCCAAACAACUUGAUUCCCCCUUCAAUGCGGCAUCAAGCACGAUCCACGUCUCUUGCGACAGCCCCCGAGUUUGAGGCUCCACCUCCCUCUUUACCAAAAUCGGCUGCUGAAGACUUGUUCGGUCUGGAUGCUUUGUCGACACCAGCCUCUCCCCCUGUCCAAGUACCCCUAUCAACCGGCGGAUCUGGUAACUUUGGUAUCAGUCGCCAAGUGGACAAUGACCCGUUCGGCUCACGAGGGCGAAUGACGCCUACAUCCCCAACAGCCAGCGCUCCGCCGAACGCAUCUGUCUUCAAACCUUUCGCGCCAUCUUCGUCGUUUGGUCAGAGUCUCAACUAUCAAGGAACGGGUGGCUCCAGUAGUUCUGCCCCUGCAACUCAAAGAGCUUUCCUGCCACAGGCAUCAGCUCAAGAAGAUCUGCUGGGUGACAAUGAUCCAGAGAUCAGCAAGCAGCUCACAAGUGAGACGAGCGAGCUGGCAAAUCUGUCUAACCAGGUCGGCACGUUGUCGAAGCAGAUGCAAGAUGUCCAAAGACAGCGCGCUACCACCCAAAAUGAGUUGAGCCAGGCAAGUUCUCAAAAGCAUGAAUUUGAAACUCGUCUUUCCCAGCUUCGUGCUCUAUAUGAGCAAGAAGUCAAAGAUGUCAGAAGCUUGGAGGAACGACUCACUACAUCUCGGAAUGAGACGAAGAAGCUACAGACAGAGAUUGCCAUGAUCGAAGCAAGUCAUGGGGAUCUUCAAAAUCAACAUCGACAGAUUAUCACUGCAUUACAGGCAGACCAGCAAGAGAAUGCAAAUUUGAAGGAGCGUAUGAGAAUUGUAAAUGCUGAGGUUGCACAAUUGAAGCCAGUAUUGGAGAAGCUUAGGUCAGAUGCUCGUCAACAAAAAGGAUUGGUUGCAAUUAACAAAAAGCAGCUUGCAACAAAUGAAGGGGAAAGAGAUAAACUGAAGGCAGAAGCUGAGGAACUGCAAAAGAGUAUCGAGAUAGACACGAAAACACUAGCAGCUGCCUCGAAAGUGCAAACCCAAUCCCAGAGCCCUGCGCCGGUUGCUAGCCCAGCACUUUCUACCAUGAGCGCCAACAACCCUUUCUUCCGUCGCCAAGGUAGCAGCACCGACAUGUCAAACUCUCCUUUUGCGGCAUCGCCAAGCGGAAACCAACAAACCGACCGGUCCUUCGAGAAUGUUUUUGGCCCAUCCUUUGGGGCUGGUGCCACUGAAGCUCCUCAAACAGGCUUAAGGAAAGAUGGUGUUCGCUCACCGUCGAUCGGAUCUGCGUCUGCAAUGCCGGUCCGUACACACACAACGGGGGGAAGCGGUUUCGGUUCCAUGUCAUCUUCGCCACCAUCAACAGCCAACCGGGAGGUCUCUCAAGCUACAGCUCCACCUCCGCCUCCCGAGUCAAGGCAAAUUAGCUCUAGUUUCUUACCAUUUCCCUCGCACGAAGAAUCCAUGACUUCCUCACGUCAAGUUUCGGCUCCUGCUAGCAGAUCCGGAGAAGGUUCUCCUGGCGUUGAUACACCGACAAAUUAUGUAGGAGCAACACCAACAGGCUCAUCUGCUGCGGGUCCCCCAGAAACCGCCAGAGCUGUGUCUCCCAGCCUCGAUCGCAAUUCAAACUCUUCUCCCGCAGGACUUGAUCACAAGAACUCUGUUCCUGGAGCAUUUCCAGGCGACUCAAACUCUGCAAUCGCGGCAACUCCUACAGGUGGAAGCACGUUGAGCGAUACUGCAAGUGAUCCAUUCGCCAAAGCUCCAGAAAGAAUCGGAACCGCUAAAGAUGAUUUCGAUUCUGCAUUCGCCGGGUUUGGAGGUGUCGCCAAGAAACAAGAACGCAUGAACACCGGCGGCUCUUCCGCAUCAGGCUCAGUAGCUGCCACUGGAUUCAACAAAGAGUUUCCACCAAUCGCAGAGUUGGCAGACGACGAAGACACUGAUAGUGAGAGUGGAGGCUUUGAUGACGACUUUGCCCCUGCUUCUCCAGGCGAUUCCCGAAAGAUCAGCGACUCCCAAGCACUUGCUCCACCCAACAGCGGAGCCGACACAUUGGCCGUGAGACCUGCUGCUGUAUCACAACUAUCGUCUGCAGCUGGUAUGGGUAGCAGCCCACCAACGCCCAACGCUCAAGCCUCGCCACCUUCAUACAGCAACACCAUUUCUUCUACGGACCAAGCGCACGCGGAGGCACAGGCAUAUAUCGGAUUGAUUCCCUCGCGCGAUAUUUUGAGCUCACCAACUGAUGGGGCAUCGGAUCAGCCCCCAAGCUCUUUCCCCACAGUACAAACAUCUCUCAGAGCUCCGCAGGUUUCGUCGUCUCAGCCGGUCGCUCCCCCAAAGAUACCCUUCGAUGAUGACUUUGACGACUUUGAUGGACUAGAAGACGCCAAGGAAGCCGAAGCCGAUGAUGAAUUUGCAAACAACAGCUCUCUUAGCCACGACCGUUCUGGGUCGCACGACUUCAACCCCAUGUUCGACAGCCCUCAAACUGCUAAAGGUCAAGAACACGCCAGUCAGGGAAACGGCUCUGGCAGUAAAAACAACGCUUUUGGAGAUUACAAUCCGUCACCCGUCACUGUUCAGCCAUCGAACAAUGCUGCGGCAAUUAACGAUAACCAAGACUGGGACGCAAUAUUUGCUGGCCUUGAAGAUCCAGCCCCGGCAGCAGCGGGUCCCCCAAAGCCUGUUGAAGCCACCAACGGCACCAGCACCAGUCCACCUCAUGAGCGCCCGCAAAUUGGCAGAGCUCUCACGGAAGCUGGUGUGCAUGACGAUCCUAUAUUGAAGAAUCUGACGAGCAUGGGUUACAACAGGAACGAGUCUUUGGCUGCGCUAGAGAAGUACGACUAUAAUUUAGAGAGAGCUGCGAAUUACCUCGCCAGUCAGUCUUGA